GCGCAUGAGCAGUAAGACUUAUCAUUCCUGAUAUAAAAGGAAGGUUCGCUGUGGCUUCUGUUCAGUUCAGUAUAGGACUUUGCGUGUUUCUAGAGGCAGAACGUGAUACUCCUUAAAUUUUAUUGAAAUUUUUGCUGCAACGAGAUACUACGAAGAAGAUAAUCAUGCAGAUCUUCGUCAAGACACUAACAGGGAAAACGAUCACACUUGAAGUUGAAGCUUCCGAUACCAUUGAGAACGUGAAAGCAAAGAUUCAAGAUAAAGAAGGAAUUCCGCCAGACCAACAAAGGUUGAUCUUUGCUGGAAAGCAACUUGAAGACGGACGCACGUUGUCCGAUUAUAAUAUUCAAAAGGAAUCGACUCUUCAUCUUGUUCUUCGUCUGAGAGGAGGAAUGCAAAUUUUUGUAAAAACCCUUACUGGGAAAACUAUCACUUUAGAAGUUGAAGCUUCCGAUACUAUUGAGAAUGUGAAAGCCAAAAUUCAAGACAAAGAAGGAAUCCCUCCAGACCAACAAAGAUUGAUCUUUGCUGGAAAGCAACUGGAAGAUGGGCGCACACUUUCUGAUUAUAAUAUUCAAAAGGAAUCGACUCUUCAUCUUGUUCUUCGUCUGAGAGGAGGAAUGCAAAUUUUUGUAAAAACCCUUACUGGGAAAACUAUCACUUUAGAAGUUGAAGCUUCCGAUACUAUUGAGAAUGUGAAAGCAAAAAUUCAAGACAAGGAAGGAAUUCCGCCAGAUCAACAGAGAUUGAUCUUUGCUGGAAAGCAACUUGAAGAUGGACGCACACUUUCUGAUUACAAUAUACAAAAGGAAUCAACCCUACAUCUUGUUCUUCGUCUUCGAGGUGGUAUGCAAAUUUUCGUCAAGACCCUGACAGGAAAAACUAUCACACUUGAAGUUGAAGCUUCCGAUACUAUUGAGAACGUAAAAGCAAAAAUUCAAGACAAAGAAGGAAUCCCUCCAGACCAACAAAGAUUAAUCUUUGCUGGAAAGCAACUGGAAGAUGGGCGCACACUUUCUGAUUAUAAUAUUCAAAAGGAAUCGACUCUUCAUCUUGUUCUUCGUCUGAGAGGAGGAAUGCAAAUUUUCGUCAAGACUCUGACAGGAAAAACUAUCACACUUGAAGUUGAAGCUUCCGAUACUAUAGAGAAUGUGAAAGCAAAAAUUCAAGACAAAGAAGGAAUCCCUCCAGACCAACAAAGAUUGAUCUUUGCUGGAAAGCAACUGGAAGAUGGGCGCACACUUUCUGAUUACAAUAUACAAAAGGAAUCAACCCUACAUCUUGUGCUUCGUCUGAGAGGUGGUAUGCAAAUUUUCGUCAAGACCCUGACAGGAAAAACUAUCACACUUGAAGUUGAAGCUUCCGAUACUAUUGAGAACGUAAAAGCAAAAAUUCAAGACAAAGAAGGUAUCCCUCCAGACCAACAAAGAUUGAUCUUUGCUGGAAAGCAACUUGAAGAUGGACGCACGCUGUCCGAUUAUAAUAUUCAAAAGGAAUCGACUCUUCAUCUUGUUCUUCGUCUUCGAGGUGGUAUGCAAAUUUUCGUCAAGACCCUGACAGGAAAAACUAUCACACUUGAAGUUGAAGCUUCCGAUACCAUUGAGAACGUGAAAGCAAAAAUUCAAGACAAAGAAGGAAUCCCUCCAGACCAACAAAGAUUGAUCUUUGCUGGAAAGCAACUUGAAGAUGGACGCACGCUGUCCGAUUAUAAUAUUCAAAAGGAAUCGACUCUUCAUCUUGUUCUUCGUCUUCGAGGUGGUAUGCAAAUUUUCGUCAAGACCCUGACAGGAAAAACUAUCACACUUGAAGUUGAAGCUUCCGAUACCAUUGAGAACGUGAAAGCAAAAAUUCAAGACAAAGAAGGAAUCCCUCCAGACCAACAAAGAUUAAUCUUUGCUGGAAAGCAACUGGAAGAUGGGCGCACACUUUCUGAUUACAAUAUACAAAAGGAAUCAACCCUACAUCUUGUGCUUCGUCUGAGAGGUGGUAUGCAAAUUUUCGUCAAGACCCUGACAGGAAAAACUAUCACACUUGAAGUUGAAGCUUCCGAUACUAUUGAGAACGUAAAAGCAAAAAUUCAAGACAAAGAAGGUAUCCCUCCAGACCAACAAAGAUUGAUCUUUGCUGGAAAGCAACUUGAAGAUGGACGCACGCUGUCCGAUUAUAAUAUUCAAAAGGAAUCGACUCUUCAUCUUGUUCUUCGUCUUCGAGGUGGUAUGCAAAUUUUCGUCAAGACCCUGACAGGAAAAACUAUCACACUUGAAGUUGAAGCUUCCGAUACCAUUGAGAACGUGAAAGCAAAAAUUCAAGACAAAGAAGGAAUCCCUCCAGACCAACAAAGAUUAAUCUUUGCUGGAAAGCAACUUGAAGAUGGACGCACGCUGUCCGAUUAUAAUAUUCAAAAGGAAUCGACUCUUCAUCUUGUUCUUCGUUUGAGAGGAGGAAUGCAAAUUUUCGUCAAGACCCUGACAGGAAAAACUAUCACACUUGAAGUUGAAGCUUCCGAUACUAUUGAGAAUGUGAAAGCAAAAAUUCAAGACAAAGAAGGAAUCCCUCCAGACCAACAAAGAUUAAUCUUUGCUGGAAAGCAACUUGAAGACGGACGCACGCUGUCCGAUUAUAAUAUUCAAAAGGAAUCGACUCUUCAUCUUGUUCUUCGUCUGAGAGGAGGAAUGCAAAUUUUCGUCAAGACCCUGACAGGAAAAACUAUCACACUUGAAGUUGAAGCUUCCGAUACUAUUGAGAACGUAAAAGCAAAAAUUCAAGACAAAGAAGGAAUCCCUCCAGACCAACAAAGAUUGAUCUUUGCUGGAAAGCAACUUGAAGAUGGACGCACGCUGUCCGAUUAUAAUAUUCAAAAGGAAUCGACUCUUCAUCUUGUUCUUCGUCUUCGAGGUGGUAUGCAAAUUUUCGUCAAGACCCUGACAGGAAAAACUAUCACACUUGAAGUUGAAGCUUCCGAUACUAUUGAGAACGUAAAAGCAAAAAUUCAAGACAAAGAAGGUAUCCCUCCAGAUCAACAAAGAUUGAUCUUUGCUGGAAAGCAACUUGAAGACGGACGCACGCUGUCCGAUUAUAAUAUUCAAAAGGAAUCGACUCUUCAUCUUGUUCUUCGUCUGAGAGGAGGAAUGCAAAUUUUUGUAAAAACCCUUACUGGGAAAACUAUCACUUUAGAAGUUGAAGCUUCUGAUACUAUUGAGAACGUGAAAGCAAAAAUUCAAGAUAAGGAAGGCAUUCCUCCAGACCAACAGAGGUUGAUCUUCGCUGGUAAACAAUUGGAAGAUGGGCGCACGCUUUCUGAUUACAAUAUACAAAAGGAAUCAACCUUGCAUCUUGUGCUUCGUCUUCGAGGUGGCCGAUGAUUUAAUGUAUUGAUCGCACCUUAAUUUAUAAAAUUAUAUCAAGUGAAUAGAAACAAAUUUUUUUACUUUUAUCCAUUAUAGCUAUUGAUCGCGUGGUAUAAUCUUAUUAAGUAUUUACUCGAAAUAAAUGGCAUUAUAAAUAA
This is a messenger RNA of Bombus pascuorum, 3505 nucleotides long. RefSeq names its product polyubiquitin-A (gene Ubi-p63E). The record is from RefSeq and is a predicted model, not a curated record. Gene Ontology annotation, biological process: modification-dependent protein catabolic process; protein ubiquitination. Gene Ontology annotation, molecular function: protein tag activity; ubiquitin protein ligase binding. The transcript has 2 exons. Lineage: Eukaryota; Metazoa; Arthropoda; Insecta; Hymenoptera; Apidae. Gene Ontology annotation, cellular component: nucleus; cytoplasm. Bases 165 to 3362 code for a protein of 1065 amino acids.